AUGAUCCAUUUCUCGAGUCGCCAUGGCAUGGCCACCAUGAUAAUGGGCGUUGCUUUGGCCAUGAUCCUAGGCUGUCAUUCGAGUGUUACAGCCGAAGGAACUCCUUCUCUGCGAAGAAAGCGAAAUUUCAUUCAUAUUGAAGAUGAUGAACCUAGAGGCCGAUCUGCCAAUAGAAACUUGGGUGCUUUUAGAUCGGAAACUGUCGCGUGGGGACGAAGUGUUCAGACCUUGCGAAGCAUUACACUGUCUCCUGCCGAAGAAGAAUCCAAAAAACGACGAGAAGAAGAAGAGCAGCAGAAGCGAGAUAUUAUGCUAGCCGAAGAUGAACUGAGAGAGCUAAUGGUUUUUGAUUUGUUCGAGAAUGCUGGAAUGAGCAUGAGUAUGAGUAUGAGCAUGUCUUUUCCUCCAUCGACACCUGCCCCAAAGCCUACGGAUACCCCAAUGACAGCCAAACCAACAGUUGCGCCAAUCACUCAAGCACCUGUUCCUGACCCACCAAUAGCCACGUUGAUUCCUGCUACCUUACCUCCCACCCCAAAUCCAAUUGGUGCAACACCUCAGCCCACUUUGCCUGUUGUCACCGAUUCACCCACGAGAACAGAAACGGAUGCCCCGACCAUGGGAGCCACUGAAACCACUCCAACGGUUGCACCUACAGUUGCGGAAACUCCUGCACCGACAGAUGUUCCUACUAUUCUGGCUACGAGCGAGCCAACCGCGUCUCCCACCAUGACCACUGACGCUCCUACCAACAGAGAGACCAUGGAGCCAACCGUGAUUGAAGUAGUGACGGAAGAACCAACCGAAGGGCUUACCGACCCGCCUGCGGCCGACACACCCAGCCCCACUGCGUUCGCAGUGCCUACCGUGGCGCCCACAUUGGACCCGGCAGCCCCUCUUCCCGGUUGUGAUUCCUUGGACCGAACGGAUGCCAUUUUCUUUGUUCUCUUUGGUUUGACCGACCCAAAUCUGUUGGAUAAUCCAUUGACACCCUAUGGACAAGCCUUUCGGUGGAUUUGGUUGAGCGACCCAUUGCGGUUGGAUCCUUGUGAGACGGCAAAGUUCAAACAGCGUUACGCCUUGGCGCUGUUCUACUUUGCCACGGAGGGAGAUGAUUGGGAGAACAAUGCUGGAUGGCUCACGGGAGAACAUGAGUGCAAUUGGUUCGGUGUCAUUUGCAAUGAAGGAGACUUUGUGAUUGAAUUGGAUUUAGGCAACAACAACCUCGUUGGCUUCAUUCCCGAAGAGACAAAGGCGUUGGUUGUGUUGGAAGUGGUGGAUCUCUCGGACAACCAGUUGGACGGAGAACUACCACCCAUUUUCGGCUCUCUCCCUAGCUUGAGAGAGUUGGAUGUGGAGAGGAAUCUGCUCCAAGGAGAUCCUUUUGCAAACUUGCUUGAAGCCGCGUCUUUGGAAGCCCUCAAGAUAUCCAGUAACUUCCUAACCGGUACCAUUCCCUCCGGUAUUGCUAAGCUUACUCGUCUGACCAAUUUGUGGAUUGCCGAGAAUCGUUUCAUCGGCAACCUCCCGACAGAGAUUGGGCUUCUAUCUGGACUAAGCACCUUCUAUGCGUAUGCGAACCGCAUCACUGGUCCCCUGCCAACUGAGAUUGGAAUUGGAAGCCUACGAGAACUGCAGCUCUUUGCCAACAGGUUCACUGGAACUAUUCCGGAACAACUCUUUGCCAAUGAAGGCUUGGCCCUACUUCGCCUCGAUAUCAACAACUUUGAGGGACCCAUUCCUUCCUCCAUUGGCAAUCUUGUUGGUCUCACAGAUCUUUGGUUGAAUAACAACACAAUUGGGGGCACUCUACCAGCUACGCUUGCCAGAUUGUCCAAUCUAGAGACGCUCCUUUUGAACAACAACAAUCUCGUGGGAACGAUCAGAGACGCUUUCGAGCAGUUCACACGGUUGAACUUUACUGACUUGUCAAACAACCAAAUCACCGGAAGCAUUCCAUCUUCACUGUUCCAAAUUCCAGUUCUCACCAACCUUUACUUGAACAACAAUCGCUUUUCGGGCGUAAUCCCUGCAAACUACGGCAGCGCCAAGAGCCUUCGAGACUUGUACUUGUUCAGCAACCAACUCACGGGAACAGUGCCAAGCAUUGGAGUUGGAGAGUUGCCGUUCCUGAACGAGUUUCUCUUGCAAGACACCCUUUUGACUGGGUCCAUGCCAAGCUCCGUAUGCGAAUUGCGACUAUCUGGCGACCUGGAAGAUUUGUGGGCCGAUUGUCGAUCGUCUGAAUUACAGUGCAACCUUCCUGACUGCUGUACAGCCUGCUUCUAA
Seminavis robusta is the source of this 2289-nucleotide messenger RNA. The record is from the annotation of a GenBank genome assembly. Lineage: Eukaryota; Bacillariophyta; Bacillariophyceae; Naviculales; Naviculaceae.